Messenger RNA from Tetrahymena thermophila SB210, 180 nucleotides. RefSeq lists its product as hypothetical. The transcript is spliced from 2 exons. The annotation marks the transcript as partial. The record is from RefSeq and is a predicted model, not a curated record. NCBI's taxonomy places the organism in Eukaryota, Ciliophora, Oligohymenophorea, Hymenostomatida, Tetrahymenidae. Gene Ontology annotation, molecular function: protein binding.
UAACAAUUAAAUUGGUGACAAAGGUGCAUCAGAUUUAGCUUCUGGUUUAGCAAAUUGCAUUAAUCUCUCAAAUUUGACACUUGACCUUAGUGAAAAUUAAAUUGGUGACAAAGGUGCAUCAGAUUUAGCUUCUGGUUUAGCAAAUUGCAUUAAUCUCUCAAAUUUGACACUUUAUCUUAG